UUCCUGAAAAUCAAUGUAGCAACCAUCUAUAUUUUAGUAAGUAAUCUUAAUUUUAAUGAUGCAUAGUAUUAUCUGAAUAAAUUUCCUUCACUUCUUGUUUUGAACCCUACAACUCCUUCUAACCUAAAGCAUUUUCCUAUUGAUGAAAAUGCUAUAUUUUGCAUUAAUUUUAACAUUAUAUGUAAGAAGCAUUUGAAGAAACUUACAUCUGUUUUAAUCUGUAUGUAAUUCUAUAUAUAAAGCUUAGACCAAUAGUUCCUAUCCUGUGAUUAGGAAUGUUAUAGUGGACCAGACAACAUCCUUGCCAAAAUAACAUUUUAAAUGACUGAAUAAUGACAAAGAUCUUGGGAGACCAUCCUAUCUUGCAAAGAUUUGAACAAAAAUAUUAAUGUCUAUGAUGAUCGAUCAUUUAUUAUCUCACAUGAUUUCAGGUAACAACAUUAAACAUGUUAUUUUUAAAAUUAAGAUUAUUUGAGACUCCUAUGGAGGAGAUAGGGAGACUGCCCUGCAGUAUGGUGGGUUUUAACGGUCUGCAUAAAUAAAAGAUUGCUAGCCAUUGGCAAAGAAAUAUUUAAAUGUUUUAUUUAUAACUAGCUUUUCAACUAUGAUGUGUAAAUCUAUUGGAAGAAUUUUUUUCUUUUGAUUUGUUCCUUGCUCAGAUCAAAACAUCAGUUUCUGUAAUUCAAAAUUAAUAAGUUUAUUUAGCACUUAGGUCAAAAGCAUUGAGCAACCUUCUUUUAUGUUAAAUUUGCACAUACCUAAUUCUAAAAUUCUUAGGUUUAAUUGCUCUAAUAAGGAAUAGCCUGAUUAGUUUCUGUUCUAAUUGGUACAGUGUUUUCUCUGUUGCCUCAUUCUUUCCUUAUCUGUCUAUGUCAAUCUCUCAUUUCUAUGUAGUGGCAAACCACUAACUUCUCUUCUAAAAUCAUGUUUGUUUAGCUUUUUAAUAACUACUUUCCAAUAUAUCCAAUAUUUGCAUACUUGAAUUGUGGUUUCAAUAUUGCCAGAAAGGCACUAAGUGUUACCUUCAGGUGCAUAAAGUUUUUUUCCUCCAAGCAGGCAUUCUUUAUUUUUUUUAAUCAUAAAAUAUAAAACUGCUUACUUUUUUUAGAUGAAAUUUCCAUUAGAUUCACAUUUCACACAAAUUUUAGAGUACUUUAGCUUUUCCAUUACACCACUAUGCUCACUAUUGUUUCAUUUCAUCUCAAAGUUCAGUAAAAUACUUUAUUUUUAACUGGAUUAUAUUUAAGUCUAUCUUCUUGGAAAGACAAUGGUAAGAAGGUAUUAAUCCAUUAAUUUCUCACCACUAGCCUAUGAGGCAGACUAGAUUAAGUGUGAUUUUGCCCCCACCCAUCCUUAAUUUUUAAUCAUAAUCAACUGGCUUUCCGGAAAAAAGAUGCUUCCUCUUGGUUUCUGAUUUAUGAAAAAUAAUGAAUUUUAAUUUUCAUUCUAGAAAGCUUAGAAGUCAAAGAAGAACCUCAAAAAGUUAAAAUAAAAUGAAUUGAUUUCAAAAGGUAUAACUGGAAUGGAAUUACCCAAGAUGGAAAAUAAUAUAAGUUUAUGUGGAGAUAUAGCAUACAUCAAAUACCAACAUCCUGGUGGUGAUUCUCCAGACGUCCCAAGGACAGUGAAGCAAUUUGUAAAGGAAGAUAUUUUACCACAGAGUAAAGAGAGAACAAUUGCUCGAGAGACUUCAUCAAAAUUUGAAAGGGUUCCAUCACAUGUAAGAAGAACAAAAUCUUCUCCAUCGUAUGGUAGACGUCCAAGACGUGGACCAUCACACAGAAGACGCCAACACAUGGUAAAUGUUAUUGAAGAUUCAGGUCCAUUUGCAGACAAAGCUGUUCGCAGAACCUUUCUUUGGAAAUUAUAUCUCAUGUUGGCAUUUCAACUGGGUUAUACUGAUGCUAUAAUAUGUAUGUUCAUCUACUGGAAAUACCUUAAAAUAUGGGUUCGGAGACGUCCAUGGUUUUGCUAUUCUCUCUUACCAGCAAUCCUGCUAAUUGUUAUUGCCUUAGCAUGCUGUGAUCAAGCCCGAAGAAAAUUUCCUUUGAAUAUCAUUUUAUUAGCAUUAUUUACAAUCCUUAUGGGUACAUGGCUUGGAUCCAUUGAUGCUUUCUUCGAUGCAGAUACUUUGAUGUGGACUGUUGGUUCUACUUCAUUAGUGACAUUGGGACUGCAUUUUUUUGCUCUUCAGACAAAAUGGCAACUUACCAUCACAAAUGGAAUAUUGCUAGUCCUGUUGUUUUCAUUAACCAUUACUGGAGUUCUUUGUAUCUUUAUGCAAUCACAAUUGACAGUAAUAUUUUAUUCUGGUGUUGGAACACUUCUUUUUGGCAUAUACCUAUUGGUCGACACACAAUUAAUGCUGGGAAAGAAGCAUCAUUACCGCCUGAAUCCAGAUGAAUAUGUAUUUGCAGUAUUGAAUGUCUACAUUGAUAUUCUCAAUAUGUUUUUAUUUAUUUUGAGAUUUGUUGGUUUCAUGAAGUGAACAGUAUGCUAUGUAGAUUGAAUAAAGAAGAUUGUACAAAAGUAAUGGUUUCAAGAGAACUUCCAGGCAGGAAAAAAAAUAGAACUAUGAAACAUUUAUAGAAUUUAUGCCAUAAUAACACUACAAAAAUUUGAACUGAACAAAUAUAAUUCACAUACAGUUAGUCCUUGGUUGAUUACCAUUUAUUCAGCUAGUCCCCAAAGUUAUGGUUGAUGCAGCAGUAACAUGAUAAAAAUUCAGCCAUUUACAACUUUAGGGGCAUUUCAGCUCUCCCACCCAUCUCUCCUCCUCCCCUCCAUCUUAGUCUUUUUCUACUAUCCUGCUCAAUGGCACUUCUUGCUGGUGCUGGCAGGGGUGGGGAUGAAUUGAAUUUUGCACAGUGGCAUAGGGAGUGCUGCCUCAAGUGACAGUCAACAGCCCUCCUUAUGCCACUGUGCAAAACUCAACUCAUCCCUGUAGGGAGGGCUGUUGGCUGUGGCUUGAGACAGUACUCCCCAGUGGCAGUAGUAGUGUGCUGGAGCGGACAUAAAGGCCCAGGAAUGGUGAUGGGCAAUUGAUAGAGCUGAACGUCCUAGUGCUGCCACCACUAAGGAGUGCUAUUAUACAAGAUGGCAGAGAUGGGGGAAAGAUAGGCAGAUGGGGGAAGCUGAAGAGGAGGAAGUCCCUUACUUUACCAAGGUUGGAGGCUGACAGGGACUAAGCUGGGAAUGGCUUGGCUUGGUUUGGUUCCUCACCUAAGGACCAGUGUUAAGGACUGAAACAGGGACUGAAAUUGUGAAAUUGUACUUUUCAACUGCAUCACUUAGACCGAAAUUCUGGUCUCAAAUACCCAUAUCAACCAAGGACUACCUGCAAAUGUAGUAUAGAAAAUGUCACAAUGUAAAUAAAACUAUCCACAUAUAUGUAAUAUUUGCGAAAGACUUAAGACAUUUUAUAAUCUAACAUUAGAAUAAAGGUUGACACCAACUUUAUUCAUUUAUCCUUCUUAUAAUGUUUAUUAAAUCUGUUAACAAUAAACAUUUCAAAUGAAUGAGUGAUUGAUAUUUCAGGGCAAAUUUGCACUUCAAUCAGUAUUCCUUUCUGGUUUCAGUUUAAAAAAUGCACAAGUAACUGAGAUUUUUCUAAGCAGAACUGUUAACAGUGCUAAUUUAUUUUCAUUAGAGUUUCAGCUGUUAAAUGCUUAAUUAUUUUUGGACUAUUUCUGUUCAAAGUACCUAUUUCCAAUGUUAUACAAUGUUUGAAAUACAGAAUAGUGGGUUUGAUCUCAUUCCUUUCUGCAUUCAGAUGUUUUCUGCUUCAUGGCGUUUGGUUUGGUUUUAUAGGUAGCCCUUGACUUAUGGCCAUAAUUGAGCCUUAAUUUUCUGUUGCUAAGUGAGACAGUUAAGUGAAUUUUGCCCCAUUUUACAACAUUUUAACCACAGUUAAGUGAAUCACUGCAGUUGUUAAGUUAGUCACAUGGUUGUUAAGUGAAUCUGGCUUCCACAUUGACGUUGGUGAUCACGAUCCUGACUUGCUGCAACCAUCAUAAAUAUAGUAAAUUAGUUGCCAAGCAUCUGAAUUUUGAUCAUGUGACCAUAGGGAUGCUGCAAUGUAUGUGUGAAAACUAGUCAUAAGUCACUUUUUUCAAUGCAGUUGUAACUUUGAACAGUCACUAAAUGAAUGGCUGUAAAUUAGAGGACCACCUGUAUUGCAGAUGAUGUUUGUUCUUUACACAGAAACAAACUACUUCUGUGCAGCAUAAGAAUUAUUAGUGAAACCCUCUACUAGAAAAUCUCAGCAAAUUGUUGCAUACCAGUGUGAACUUUUUUUUAUUCCAAACACCAUUCUUUCAUUUAAAAUAAUAUUUGGUAAAGAAAUACAAGGGAUAAAAGGAAUUAGUUUAAGUAAUAAAUGUUUAAUCAAAAUUUUUACAUAUUAUUAAUAGCAUUCAUUUGGCCAAACAUCUAUACGGUUGUAAUAUCCUACUGUAUAUAAAGUGGGAAUGUAUCAAGUAUAUACUAUGAAAGUGCAAAUACCAUUUUCAAGAUUAUAGUAGUUUUGUUUUUCUUUAUAAAAUUAAUUGGUUUACAAAAUAGGCUUGCCAAACUUUCUUUCAGAAUUCUAAAUUCAAUUAGUGGGAUGGUCUUAAAUUUUUAAGUAUCAAGAAAAUACAAAUUUAAUAUGCUAAAUUUCAUGCUCAGAAUAAAUUUAACAAUGGAGUAUACUUCACAAUUUAAACCAAGUUACAGAAAACCAUAACCCACAAAUUUCACUAUCAUCACAGAAAGCACUCUUACAUAUCUUCUCUUAGCUUUGCAAGACAUCUUAAUGCAAUAUACAAAACCAUGUGAUAUUCUAUUUGGAAAUUAAAAUUCAAGGAAGUUGUAUGUGUAUUUAAAAUAUGUAAGACCAAUUAGUGAUGAUAGUGUCUUCAAGAUUUAUUUUAACUUAGAAAGGAUUCUGUAAUAGCUUUUUAAAGAGAUAAUUUUCCAAGACUAGAAAAAGGGAUUCAACACCAAUACUUUCAGGACAGGUCAGUUAGAAGCCAAGCUAGAAAAUAUAAUGGAGGUACAGCAUAUAAUAACAGAGAAGCAGACUACUCCUUCCAAAUAAAUGUCAAGAAACAAGAGUUUUUUAAAAAUGGAUUAAAUAGUUAAUAUUUAAUUUUAUGAGCCACAGGGACUGCAAGAUCCCAACAGUUAUGCUUAAAUGAAGGAUUUAACACUUUUUUUGUAACACCUAGUAAUCAAUAUAUAUACCUUUUCUGCCAUCCAAAUACCUUACUGUACACAAUCAGUAGCAAGUUUUUGUAUCAGACAUAGCAGAUCUCUCAUAUCAAGUCAAACGAAAAAGAAAUGGACUGUUUCAUUCAUUUUUGCUUCUGUUAACCUAGAUUUUGAUUAUAUGCAAGCAAAACAGUAAUUUAAAACAAUUACUUCUAGUUAAAGUUACAAUCUGCAUCACUAAUUUACAAUGAGGUUUUGAUGUUCUUAAGCCAAUUUCAACAAAACUUUUCUCCACAGUAGGACACUAUUAGGGAAGAUUUGGGGGUUGUUUUGUUUUUUGUUUUUAUUUUUUACAAAAUAUGAAACA
Crotalus tigris (Tiger rattlesnake) is the source of this 5560-nucleotide messenger RNA. Its product is annotated as protein lifeguard 1-like. Bases 1523 to 2488 code for a protein of 321 amino acids. The transcript is spliced from 10 exons. Gene Ontology annotation, cellular component: membrane. Lineage: Eukaryota; Metazoa; Chordata; Lepidosauria; Squamata; Viperidae. The record is from RefSeq and is a predicted model, not a curated record.